Pantherophis guttatus is the source of this 3140-nucleotide messenger RNA. RefSeq names its product estrogen receptor 2 (gene ESR2). Lineage: Eukaryota; Metazoa; Chordata; Lepidosauria; Squamata; Colubridae. The record is from RefSeq and is a predicted model, not a curated record. Gene Ontology annotation, molecular function: steroid binding; sequence-specific DNA binding; nuclear estrogen receptor activity. Gene Ontology annotation, biological process: cellular response to estradiol stimulus; estrogen receptor signaling pathway; regulation of DNA-templated transcription. Gene Ontology annotation, cellular component: nucleus.
UCUCCACUGCAAAUCAAGGGACAGAGAGGGUUUUAUUUAGAUCAGGAGCAGGUAUCUACCUACUGCAAAUGGAGACAGUAGGAAAGUGUGAUUCAAAUGCAUCCUACGAUAAUUAGGUCUUUGUUGUCAGUUAAUAGAUAAUCCUCUCUGCUGACGAGAAUACAUUAGUUUGGAACAAAUGCUUACUAGUGUGAGCGCUGGAACGGGCAGUGACUAACAAGCUUCUGAAAUUUGUUAUGUCAGGAAGGAGGAGGAACUUAAACCGAGAGCUCUCGCUUUUCCCCGAGAAAGAAAACACUGAGCAUACAUGUGUGAUCUUGUGCUCCAAAGCUGGCAAGAUAUUGCUUCAUAAAGACGGGCAUUUGGGUUCUUGGUUGUCCUGUGGUGUAUUGAAAGAGUUGCUCCUGAAUACAGCUGUUGCAUUGGUGAAAUUAAGGGAAGAGAACAAAACAGCCACAACAAAAAUGCUGGAAGUGAAACCUUGCUCAACAUUUACUUAAUGUUCAUCAAUGAUUACAAAGUCAAGCACAGUUCAUUGCAAGGCACUCAGAAAUCUCUUUUAAGAUGUAUUUUGUUCUCAGAAGAUGCUGUCUAGAUUAAAUGUUGGGGGAAUGACUGAUUAAGAAAGCGACAUUUGGCAUCCAUCUCACUCCAGCAUGUCCCUCUGUGCAUCGUCUCACAAGGAAUGUUCUCAUUUGCCACCAAUUCAAGAACUCGGAUGUAGUAAAAGAGAAGCCAAAAGCGCCAUCUCUGAGCAGAGCUCUCCCAUCCCUUUCAGCUGCAGCCAGGCUGCUCUGACUGUGGAACACAGCCCGAUCUACAUUCCAUCCUGUUAUAUGGAGAACAGACCGGACUACUCAGCCAUGGCUUUCUACAGCCCUUCGAUGAUGAAUUAUAACAUUCCGGCCAAUUUCAACGAUUCAGAAAAUGCCACUUUAAGGCAGGCGGCGAGUCCGAGCAUGUUGUGGUCCAGUUCCGGUCACAUCUCUCCUCUGACAGUUCACUGCCAAUCAUCGGUUUUAUAUGCAGAGCAACCAAAAAGCCCUUGGUGUGAAGCCCGACCUGUGGAUCACGUCUUGCCUAUUCACAGAGACACCCUGAAAAGAAAAAACAGCAGCAGUGAUUGUACCAGUCCCACCACAAACAGCCCUGGUUCAAAAAGAGAUGCACAUUUCUGUGCUGUAUGUAGCGAUUAUGCCUCUGGAUAUCAUUAUGGGGUUUGGUCAUGUGAAGGCUGUAAAGCCUUCUUCAAAAGAAGCAUCCAAGGGCACAAUGAUUAUAUUUGUCCAGCGACAAACCAAUGUACAAUAGAUAAAAACAGACGCAAAAGUUGCCAGGCCUGCCGACUCCGGAAAUGUUAUGAAGUAGGGAUGAUGAAAUGUGGUUCAAGAAGAGAGCGUUGUGGGUAUCGUAUUGUUCGCCGUCAUCGCAAUCCAGAAGAUUUGGUGCAUUGUGUAGGCAAAGGGAAAAAGAAUAACGACAGUAUCACCCAAGCAAAAGAAGCCCUGGGCAAUGCAAUAAGCCCAGAACAGUUUGUCUCCAUAUUACUUGAAGCUGAACCACCAAAUGUGUUGGUGAGUCGCCCCAACAGGCCAUUUACCGAAGCUUCCAUGAUGAUGUCCUUGACGAAACUUGCAGACAAAGAAUUGGUCCAUAUGAUUGGUUGGGCGAAAAAAAUCCCUGGCUUCAUAGAGCUGAGUCUAUAUGAUCAAGUAAGGCUUUUGGAAAGCUGUUGGUUGGAAGUAUUAAUGGUGGGUCUAAUGUGGAGAUCCAUUGAUCACCCAGGGAAGCUCAUAUUUGCACCAGAUCUUGUCCUUGACAGGGAUGAGGGAAAAUGUGUAGAAGGAAUUUUGGAAAUCUUUGAUAUGCUCUUGGCAACAACUUCAAGGCUUCGAGAGCUGAAAUUGCAGCACAAAGAAUAUCUCUGUGUCAAGGCAAUGAUUCUUCUCAAUUCCAACAUGUAUCCACUGUCAUCUGCUACAGAAGAACCUGAAAGCAACAAAAAACUGAGCCAUCUGCUAAACUCAGUGACAGAUGCGUUGGUGUGGGUCAUUGCAAAGAGUGGGGUCCCUUUACCCCAACAAACAACUCGCUUGGCAAAUUUGUUGAUGUUACUUUCUCAUGUUCGGCAUGCAAGUAACAAAGGGAUGGAGCAUCUUCUUAGUAUGAAGUGCAAGAAUGUAGUACCAGUCUACGAUUUGUUGCUGGAGAUGCUCAAUGCUCACACUGUCCGUAGCCACAAGAAAACACCCGUCUCCAAUCUUGAGAAUAGCCCAUUGGAACCAGCAGAGACAACAGAUGAAGUCCAGCAGUGAUUUCACAGAAGUCCAAAUCCAGGAAAAACCCAAAGAAAAAAAAAGAAUGAAAGAAAUAUCCAGAUCAAAACUUUGGAUAUUUGCUGUUAAGAAAACUACGGCAUCAUUACAAUUUUUACUGGACCAUUUGUUAAUCUUUUUCAGACUGAAUGUUGUCUGUCAACUUAGACAGUUUUAGAAAAGCCCCAUGUGGUUGGAACUGAACAACCAGCUGAUGAUUUGUGGUUUUAUCAAAUGUUGCAUUUCUGGAGUGCCUUCUACCAUAGAGGAGACUAUUUAACUGCCAAAACAGCCUUAAGCUUCAUGGUAUCCUAGGUAGAUGCCAAUAUAAGCUUCUUUUCUUUUCUUUUUUUAAAGGAGAGCUGGACAACUCAAAAACCUAAAAUCUCACAAUGAAUAUCUGUCAGGGCAGAAAGAGAGGCAACUUCUGAUAAGAAACUGAAUAGCUUGACAUGACGCUGUUCAUCAAUGCAUCAAGCUGCACAUUACAGCAAACAGGAAAAACUGCUUGCAUUAAAAAUGCAUGUCAUUCAGCUUAUUAAUUGCAACGGACAUUUAAUAUGGUUUUCCAUUGUGCAAAUGUACUUUAGAUAAGUUAGUAAAGGGGAAUGAUGAGCAGGUCUUCAUAUUUAAUUGCAAAGCCUGGGUUUGGAGAGCUCAUUUCUAGAUUCAUUCGGAUAAAAUGAACUGGCAGCAUUUUAAAGCCCCAGUUUGUCUUGACUGCUAUCUAAGCAUUUACCAUGCAUUUGAGUUCUAUGUUCAAGUACCUGUGGCUUUAUUUCCUCUUAGAAACUUGUACAAUAUACUGCUAUUGUUGUGAAGGAA